GCUUUUAUAGUUUAUAAAAAACAUUGGAGUAGACGUAAACGGGAUCAGUGAAACAAUGGAGCAAAAUCCAGGUGUCCAGAUGCCCUCGUUGAGUCCUAGUACCAAUUUGAACCAGGGCAUCCCAGAGACUCCAUGGAUUAAAGAGGAGCCAGAAGAACAGAGCAUCAAACAAGAGGAAGAGCAGCUAGAAUGUUCUGGUGUCCAGAUGCCCUUUCUGAGUCGUGGUAUUACCCUGAACCCGGAAAUUCCAGAGACUCCACAGAUUAAGGAGGAGCCAGAGGAGCAGAACGUCAAACAGGAGGAAGAGCAGCUCCAAGUGUUUGUCCCAGAGUCCAAUGCUCUGUGUGUGAAGACAGAAGACUCCUCAGUGCUUCAACAAAUUAAGCCCAAAGAGGAGAUACAGGAAGGGGACAGCAGAGCAGAGACACAUGACCACAGAAAGGACACACAGGAAGAGGGCAUCAGAGCAGAAACAGAGACUGAGGAAGACACAGAGCACUCCUCUGACACUGACAGUGAUGAAGACUGGCGAGCACCAUUCAGCCGUUCAGUCUCACAAAACCGAAUGAGAGCCAGAAGAACUGCUGCACCAAACUCGGGUUUAUCUCCUAAAGCUGAUGGAACUGAGAGAAAGAAACAUCAGUGCACUGUCUGUAUAAAAAGAUUUAGGACUGUAAAGGAAUUACAAAGACACACUAGAGUUCACACAGGAGAGAAACCAUUCAGCUGUUCAGUCUGUAACAAAGCAUUUGCCGUGAAGGUCAAUCUGACGGCACAUAUGAGAACACACACAGGUGAAAAACCUUUCAGCUGUCCUGUCUGUAAGAAAGCAUUUACCCAAAAGAGUCAGCUUGUAGUUCACACAAGGACGCACUCAGGAGUUAAACCUUACAGCUGUUCAUUCUGUAUGAAAACAUUUGCCCGGAAAGGUAAUCUUACAGUACAUGUAAGAAUACACACAGGUGAGAAACCAUUCAGCUGUUCAAUUUGUGAGAAACGUUUUACUUAUUCCUCUAACCUUAAAAAUCAUGAAGCUGAGCACAGAGGGGAAGCACGAAAAGCCGCAAUAUCCGAAGGGAAGGGUCACCCGUGCGCUGUAUGUAAAAAAAGAUACAGAUCUAGAUCUGAUUUAGAAAGACACAUUAGAGCGCACACUGGAGAGAAACCAUUCAUCUGUUCAAUCUGUAAUAAAGCAUUUACCCAAAAGGGCACUCUUUCAGUGCACAUGAGAAAUCACACAGGAGAUAAACCUUACAGCUGUUCAGUCUGUAAGAAAACAUUUGUCCAAAACAGUAACCUUACAACACACAUGGCAACACACUCAGAAGAAAAACCUUACAGCUGUCCAAUCUGCAAGAAGGGGUUUCCUCUAAAAAAUAGUCUCAUAAUGCAUGUGAGAAUACACACAGGUGAGAAGCGUUUCAGCUGUUCAAUCUGUAACAAAGCUUUUGUCCAAAAGAGUAAUCUUAUAUCACACACAAGGACACACACAGGUGACAAAGCUUUCAGAUGUCAAGUUUGUAAGAAAACAUUUGCUCUAAAGAGUAGUCUUGCAGUACACAUGAGGAAACACACAGGCGAGAAACCUUUCCGGUGUUCAAUUUGUAAGAAAAAAUUUGCCCAAAAGGAGCAGCUUGUAGUGCACACAAGGACACACACUGGAGAGAAACCCUUCAGCUGUUCAGUUUGUGAGAAAACAUUUGCCCGAAAGCAUCAACUCACAAUCCACAUUAGAACACACACAGGUGAAAAACCUUACAGUUGUUCUAUCUGUGAGAAACGCUUUGCAACUAGCUGUAACAUGAAGAGUCAUGAGUUCUGUCAUAAAAAACGUGACAGAAGGUUGUGACACGUGUUCAUGGGAGAUCUGUUUGCUGAACUUUAAAUGCUGUUGAAUUUCUCACUUUAAAUUUUAUACCUUUGAAAAAACUGAAUUGUUUUUAUUCUGAUUUUCAGCUGACGAAUUUUUAAGUCUACAUUUCCC
Periophthalmus magnuspinnatus is the source of this 1984-nucleotide messenger RNA. Its product is annotated as gastrula zinc finger protein XlCGF57.1-like. The record is from RefSeq and is a predicted model, not a curated record. Gene Ontology annotation, biological process: regulation of DNA-templated transcription. NCBI's taxonomy places the organism in Eukaryota, Metazoa, Chordata, Actinopteri, Gobiiformes, Gobiidae. Gene Ontology annotation, molecular function: RNA polymerase II cis-regulatory region sequence-specific DNA binding; DNA-binding transcription factor activity, RNA polymerase II-specific. The transcript has 4 exons. Bases 56 to 1849 code for a protein of 597 amino acids.